Molecule: messenger RNA, 3121 nt
Organism: Melanotaenia boesemani (Boeseman's rainbowfish)
Lineage: Eukaryota; Metazoa; Chordata; Actinopteri; Atheriniformes; Melanotaeniidae
Product: lipase maturation factor 1-like
Exons: 11
Coding region: 9-1745 (578 amino acids)
Biological process (GO): protein maturation
Cellular component (GO): endoplasmic reticulum membrane
Source: RefSeq, a predicted model, not a curated record
CCACAAACAUGGCAGCCAGCGGUGUGAGUGCAGAAAACUCCGUAAGAAAAAGACGCGUGGACGGCAGAAGGACAGAGACAGACUCCGUCUCAUCCAGCAGGAGAGAAAAUGGAGCAAACAGCAGCAGAGACACAGAGAAAGAAAAGAAGCUUUUGUCUUUACAGCCUGGUUCUUACUGGCUCACGCGGAUUGUGCUGCUGCGCUCCGUUGCCUUUAUUUACUUUGUGGCCUUCAGUAUCGCUUACAGCCAGAACAAACAGCUGAUAGGAGAGAACGGCCUAAUGCCCUGUAAAAACUACCUGAACAGUGUGAAACGUUAUGUGGGAGGGAAGAUCGGCAUGGCCGCAUUGGCAUACACCCCGUCCAUCCUCUGGUUCUUGGACUGGAGCCACAUGGACGCCAACCUCGAUGGCAUCGCCUUGGUGGGGUUGACAUUGUCUGGGUUUGUCCUGGUGACAGGAAUGGCCAAUAUUGUUAUCAUGGUCUCACUGUGGGUGCUUUACCACUCUCUGGUCAACGUUGGGCAGCUCUGGUACUCCUUUGGUUGGGAGAGUCAGCUGUUGGAGACAGGCUUCCUGGCUAUUUUCUUGUGUCCAAUGUGGACUCUGUCCCAGGUACCCGAACGCUGCCCCCCCUCCAUCAUUUGCAUUUGGACCUUCAGAUGGCUCAUUGUUCGCAUCAUGCUGGGCGCUGGUCUUAUAAAGAUCAGAGGCGACCAAUGCUGGAGAGACCUCACAUGCAUGGACUACCACUAUGAGACCCAGCCAGUACCCAACCCCAUGUCGUACUACAUGCAUCGCUCUCCGUGGUGGUUCCACCGCUUCGAGACCUUGUCCAGCCACUUCAUAGAGCUCAUCGUCCCAUUCUUUACUUUCCUGGGAAGGCGGAUGUGCAUGAUAAAUGGAGCAAUUCAGAUUCUUUUUCAGGUGGUUUUGAUCUUGAGCGGAAACCUCAGUUUCCUGAACUGGCUCACAAUUGUUCCAAGUUUGGCCUGCUUUGAUGACGCGUCGCUGGGCUUCCUGUUUCAUUCGGGGUCUGGAGCCAAAAAGGCAGCGAUAGAGAUGCAGAAAAAGCACACAGCCAAACAUGCCCUCAAACCCACUAAAGGUAUGUUGAUACGUAAAGUGGUAAACAUUUCUUUGGGCAUUCUGAUUGGCUGUCUGAGCAUCCCUGUGGUGAUGAACCUGCUGAGUUCACGGCAGGUGAUGAACACCUCCUUCAACCCAUUGCGCAUCGUCAACACCUACGGGGCUUUCGGCAGCAUCACGAAGGAGCGUACUGAAGUGAUUUUCCAGGGAACUCUCAGCGCAGAUCCCAAAGACCCUGAGGCAGUCUGGGAGGAGUACCAGUUCCUCUGUAAGCCAGGAGAUGUGUACCGGCGACCCUGCCUCAUAUCGCCGUAUCACUACCGGCUGGAUUGGCUCAUGUGGUUCGCUGCCUUCCAGACCUAUGAGCAGAGUGAGUGGGUGAUCCACAUAGCAGGACGUCUGCUGUCCAAUGACAGCACCGUCCUCUCGCUGCUCCACCACAACCCCUUCCAAGGGAGAAACCCACCCAGAUGGGUCAGAGGGGAACAUUUCAUAUACAAGUUCAGCCAGCCGGGCAGCACCAGCGCAGCAAACGGCAAGUGGUGGCUCAGAAAACGGAUCGGCCCAUACUUCCCUCCUGUGGACCUGGAAUCACUACGAGGCUACUUCCAGUCCAGGAACUGGCCUCAUCCACACAUACCAGCUACCAGCAGCUAAUGCCACGUCUGGCAUGAGCUCAGACUGCAGCAUCAGCAGGAAAUCAGUUUGAAAAAGUCAGUUUCAGCUCCACAUUUCUUGUUACAGUCACCAUGGAUGCCACGACGCUCGAUGAGGAACUCCUUGAUGAAACCUUUCCUGUUACUAAACAUCCCAAACAGUAUGACAGUUUGUGAAGUUUUAAUUUGAGAUUUAUCUCCAACCAGCACAAAUAAGCUGCGUUACUGCUCAUCUUUCUUUCAAAACUCAAGUACAUAAACAACUGAAAAUGAUUACAGUCAAUAUUAAAGAGGAUUGAACCAUCAGGGUGUUGCCCUGCUACUGCAUUAGCUGUAUGUGUCCUGCUAAUUCCUUCACUUUCCUAAUAAAUCUAAUAACUUUAGUUCUGGCUAAAUAUUUAGCAUAUGAUCCUCAUUUUAGGGUUGCAGUUGAAAACAACUUGAGCUCAACCUGAAAGUGAAAGCAGUGUGUUAACUGGAAAAAAACCCCAGUGAGCGGGAAGCAAAGAAAAUUAAAGGAUUUUCUUUCUUUCUUUCUUUCUUUCUGAAGCAGCAUCUGAUCAACUUUUAUUCACGUAAUUUCAGAUUAAUGACGACAGGAUGGCAUAUAAGUAAGGUCUAUUUUUCCAAAGGUAAAGAGGGCCAGAGGAUGUCUUUCUAUAUAUGUUGUUGGAAAAAUCACGACAAAACUGUAACACUAAGGCGAAAUAAUGAUGUGAAAAAUAAAAAAACUCAAUCAUGAUUAAAGAGACCUAAAAAUAAAUAAAAAUGAAUAAUAAAGCUAGAAUUGUUGCUGUGAAACAGCCGUGUGAAUGCAUUCUGCUGAAUACAUACCACCUCCUCUGCUACAAAAGCAGAUGUCGGUUAAUAUAUAUGCAGAUAUAGUUGAUGUGCCAGUGGAAACUUUUAAUUUCACUGCUACAUUGUGUACACCGAUGUGUUUUCCACAGCCUUGAUCAAAUCAAUUGCUUCUGUGAAACUUUAUAAUCAUGCAUGCAGUUUUUUAGAACCCAAAGAAAGAAUGUGGCUCGGAGGAUUUCAAUCAGUUUAGGUAUUUCCUGAUUUCUUUGAGAAAGAAAUUAAACCAGAUCUUCCCCCAGGAGCUGAAUAAAGUGACUGCGACAUUGUGUAAUGCAUAUAAAAAACAAAACAGAGUGAUUUCAUUUCUGUAGCUGGGUCUAGUAAAGAACAGAAGAACCUCUACUUUAUAUUCAAGACAGAUGGGUAAAAUACCACUACCUGAAGGGGACUGGUUUAACAUAUGUGAUGUCCAGCGAACCACUUCCAGCUCCAGGAUGUAAAAGGAAUUUUAGAUUCUUUAUUUCUCAUAAAACGAAAAAAAAAAAAAACUUGCUGGGGUUGAAAGCAGAUCAUUAG